GCUGCCGCAGCCCCAUGAACCGCGUGCGGUUCGCCGACGCCUUGGGCCUGGAGCUGACCCAAGUGAAGGUCUUCCAGAGCAGCGAGGACCCCUCGGUGCCCCUGCACGUGCUGUCCCGCCUCUCCAUCAACUCGGCGCUGUGCUGCAGCAGCGUGGACCUGGAGUUCGCCAUGCAGUGCCUGGUGCCCGACUUCCCGCCGCCGGCCGACGCCGCCGACUUCGCCGCCCGGCUCCGGCGCCAGCGCGUGUGCCUGGAGCGCGUGAGCAGCUCGGACCUGGGGCUGGGCGGCACCGUGCGCGUCCUCAACGUGGCGUUCGAGAAGCAGGUGUCGGUGCGCUACACCUUCGACCGGUGGCAGAGCCUGCACGAGGUGUGCGCCCGCUGGCACAGCGGCGUCGCCGAGGGGGACAGGCUGGGCCCCGCCGACGUCUUCACGUUCUUCCUCCCGGUGCCUCCUUUCCUGCUGCGGCCCUGCUCUGUGGUCCAGCUGGCGGUGCGGUACCGAGUCGACGGGCACGAGUACUGGGAUAACAACGAGGGCCAGAACUACAGCUUCACCUGCAGGAGCCACCCGCUCAAGAUGCCUCGGGAGUGCGAAGAGAGCUGGAUCCACUUCAUCUAAGCGACGCGGCGCCGCCCUCUCCGACGGCAGACGAGGUUCUUUGGGGCAAUCCGAUAUCCUAGACCAACGCGGCUGCGACCUCUCCCGUGGCACCGCGGGAAGCCUGCUGAAGCCCGUCGCGCUGUUCAGAGACGUUUCAAAAUAAGAAAAUAAGAGCUCCUUGCAAAGCUCUUCUUGGGUGUUAAAAAGCUGCCUGCCGUCUCACGCGAUUCAAAGGGAUCUCUCAGCAUGUCAGGGCAGCAUUGGCUCAACGGGGCACUGCCAGAUUUAAAGCUAUAAUGUCUAAAAGCGAAACAGAGCUCUUGGGAAAUACUGUAGAUUGCGCAGGCAGAACUUUUAAAACUAAUGUUUCAUAAUUUUAACGGCCUUUCUGUUUUGCACUUCAGUGGGAAAUAGACUGUUUUGCUUUGUAGUUUUGUUAGGAUGCCACUUCUUACACACUGGUUCUUGGGCAUUAUGCCACUGAUGCAAAGUCUAGGAUGCAGGUGCUGCGAGGGAAUGUUUAUAUUCAGGUCCAUUUUUAUUAAUAUUUAAAACGCAUUUAAUAUUUUUAUUGUUGGUUUUCAUUAUUUUUAGCAACCACUGGCUAUUAGAUGGAUACUAUCUGACAGUGGCCCUAAAAAAUAAGUUGUAAACCUGGUGCCUUUUCUUAUCUGCAGUGCAUGUUAUAGAUGCAGUCAAAGGGAUUGUUAACCACAGCGUAGUGUUUGUUAAAUUGUGAGGCUGCCCUUUGUGGGGAAGUUCUCUUCUUCUUUUUCCCCAUGUGAAAUACAUGUGGGUCUCUGGAAAAAGAAAAAAAAAAAAAAGAUGUUUCCCCUUUUGAAUAACUGCUCUUACUAAGUAACUCCAUAGCAGUGUUGCACUUCUUCCUGAAGAUAGCACUUCUGCUGUCCGUUCUACCUGAAGAUAACCUGAUGAUAAAAGAGAAAUGCUAAUGAAUUAAGCCUCUCAACUCCUGUGGGAGACUAGUAAUUAUGCCUAUUUAUAAGUGGGGAAACAGAUUUGAGAUGCUAAAUGCCGAGGCCACUCAGUGACCAGGCCAUAGAAUAGAAUCCACGAGUUCUGGUGCUUACGUCUCUGUUGCAGUCUUCUCACUCUGUGGCAGUAGUGUCUUGAACCCUAUAAUUACCUGCUUUUACUCAGUUAAACAAAAAUGCCCUGGCUCCUCCUGCUCCAGCACAAUGUGGUGGCUUCUAGGAGGGAUGAAGGCAUGGCCGGUGCCACUGUGGAUCCACUGGUAAGAGUCUCUCUUACGCAGGAGUGGGGGGAUGGCCUCCCCCUUACACAACCUAUUGCACUGCCUCUAGUGGGGUGAGGAUCGAGUCCUGUACAGUUUUGGCAACACACAGGCUUAAAUUCAGAUAAGGGAAGACAAUGCCUCCUACAGUGAAAAUGCCUGAAAAGCUGUAUUUACCUUGCAUAGGUAGCCUUAAUUUUCAAAAGUAACUAGUGGCCUUGAGUGCCUGAGGUUUGUUGGUUUGUUUUUUUUUUUAUAGUAUUCAGUUGCCUGAGCUUUAUAAAGUUUUAUAACCAUCUGUUAAAAUGACACUUUUCCAGGAUGCAGAUGCUUAGCACUUCCUGAAAAUCAGACAGUUUAUCAAGGAGGACAACAGAUAUUCAGGCACUCUAAACCACUAAUGGCUUUUGAAAAGCAACAUGAAUAGUAUA
Alligator sinensis (Chinese alligator) is the source of this 2291-nucleotide messenger RNA. RefSeq names its product protein phosphatase 1 regulatory subunit 3D (gene PPP1R3D). Gene Ontology annotation, molecular function: glycogen binding; protein phosphatase 1 binding. The coding region runs from base 15 to 623 and encodes 202 amino acids. The transcript has a single exon. Lineage: Eukaryota; Metazoa; Chordata; Crocodylia; Alligatoridae. The record is from RefSeq and is a predicted model, not a curated record. Gene Ontology annotation, biological process: regulation of glycogen biosynthetic process. Gene Ontology annotation, cellular component: protein phosphatase type 1 complex.